AUGUCUCCCCCUCCCAGCGGAUGUCCUAUGAAGGCCAGCCACAAGACCGUCAACACUGGCGGCGGUGGCACUAGAAACAAGGAUUGGUGGCCCAACGACUUGAAGCUCAACAUCCUUCGCCAACACACAGGCGUCUCAAACCCUUACAACAACCAGUUCAACUAUGCUGAGGCAUUCAAGAGCCUCGACUAUGAAGGCCUGAAGAAGGACCUCACAGCCCUGAUGACCGACUCUCAGGACUGGUGGCCUGCAGAUUUCGGUCACUACGGUGGUCUCUUCGUCCGCAUGGCAUGGCACUCGGCUGGUACCUACCGCGUCUUCGACGGCCGCGGUGGUGGUGGUGACGGUCAACAGAGAUUCGCCCCUCUCAACUCAUGGCCUGACAACGCUUCCCUCGACAAGGCUCGCCGCCUGUUGUGGCCCAUCAAGCAAAAGUACGGCGACAAGAUCUCAUGGGCUGACCUGUUCCUCCUCACUGGUAACGUUGCCAUUGAGUCGAUGGGUCUCCCCACUGUUGGCUUCGGUGGUGGCCGUGCCGAUACAUUCGAGGCUGACGAGUCGGUCUACUGGGGUGGCGAGUCGACAUGGCUCGGUAACGAUGUCCGUUACGCCAGCGGUCAGCCCGGCCCCGACAAGCCCGGUGUCAUCGAUGGUGACGAGUCCAAGAAGGAGCACACUGACAUUCACUCUCGCGAGCUCGAGGAGCCCUUGGCCGCAGCACACAUGGGUCUGAUCUACGUCAACCCCGAGGGCCCUGAUGGUAUCCCCGACCCCGUUGCUUCUGCCCGCGACAUCCGCACCACCUUCGGCCGCAUGGCCAUGAACGACGAAGAGACCGUCGCCCUCAUCGCCGGUGGCCACGCUUUCGGAAAGACGCACGGUGCCGGUCCCACCGAGAACAUCAGCGACGAGCCCAUGGGCGCAACCAUCGAAGAGCAGGGCUUCGGCUGGAACAACAAGUACAAGUCUGGCAAGGGUCCCGACACCAUCACAUCCGGUCUCGAGGUCAUCUGGACCAAGACUCCUGUCAAGUGGAGCAACCAUUACCUCGAGUACAUGUUCAAGUACGAGUGGGAGAAGGAGCAGUCUCCUGCCGGCGCUCACCAGUGGGUGGCCAAGGACUCCGAGGCCAUUAUUCCCGACGCAUACGAUCCCAACGUCAAGCACAAGCCUCGCAUGUUGACUUCGGAUCUUGCUCUCCGCUUCGACCCUGCCUACGAGAAGAUCUCUCGCCGCUUCGCAGAGAACCCUGACCAGCUCGCCGACGCCUUCACCAAGGCUUGGUUCAAGCUGUUGCACCGUGACAUGGGUCCUCGUUCUCGCUGGAUUGGUCCUGAAAUCCCCAAGGAGGUCUAUAUCUGGGAGGACCCCCUUCCCGACCUCGACCACCCCGUCAUCGACGACUCGGAUAUCUCCUCCCUCAAGAAGGAGUUGCUCUCGGCUGUUGACCCUACUCAGCUCAUCACCACCGCUUGGGCUUCUGCUUCCACCUUCCGUGGUGGUGACAAGCGUGGUGGUGCCAACGGUGCCCGCAUUCGUCUCGCUCCCCAGAAGGACUGGAAGGCCAACAACCCUGCUCAGCUCCAGUCCACUCUCGCUGCCCUCGAGAAGGUUCAGCAAAAUUUCAACAACUCUGCCAAGGGUGGUAAGAAGGUCUCGCUCGCCGAUCUCAUCGUCCUCGGUGGAAGUGCCGCUGUUGAGAAGGCUGCUGGUAUCUCUGUCCCCUUCACCCCCGGCCGUGUCGACGCCACCGAGGAGCAGACCGACGUCAAGUCUUUCGAGCACCUCGAGCCUGUCGUCGAUGGUUUCCGCAACUACGGCAAGGGCACCCAGCGCGUCCGCACAGAGCAGUUCCUGGUUGACAAGGCUCACUUGUUGACUCUUUCCGCUCCUCAGAUGACUGUUCUUGUCGGUGGUCUCCGCGCACUCAACGCAAACCACGACGGUUCAUCAUACGGUAUCCUGACCAAGCGCCCUGGCCAGCUUACCAACGACUUCUUCGUCAACCUCCUCGACACUCAGACCGAAUGGCAGCAGGGCAAGGACGAAAUCUACUUUGGUCAGGACCGCAAGACUGGCGAGAAGAAGUGGCAGGCCACCCGUCACGACCUUGUCUUCGGAUCGCACCCUGAGCUUCGUGCCAUUGCCGAGGUGUACGCCUCGUCGAGCGGCCAGGACAGAUUCGUCAAGGACUUUGUCGCUGCUUGGGUCAAGGUCAUGGAGUUGGACCGUUUCGACGUUCCCAAGGAGCAGAAGCUCCAGGCUCGUCUUUAG
Messenger RNA from Aureobasidium vineae, 2274 nucleotides. The record is from the annotation of a GenBank genome assembly. NCBI's taxonomy places the organism in Eukaryota, Fungi, Ascomycota, Dothideomycetes, Dothideales, Saccotheciaceae.